CGUGCUUCGCGCGGCAUACACGGAAGUGGUUUCCUCCGGCUGAUAAGCCGGGCGUUUAUGGUCGCACCUCGACGGGUGGUGACUACUACACGGAAUGGCAGGAGUGCGAGGGCCCGAGGAGAGCCGGGCCGCCGCCGUGGCCGUGGAGCAGGACAUGUUCGAUGCCGUCGUGAUGGCGGAUGAGAGAUUCCAUGGGGAGGGAUAUCAGGAAGGCUAUGAAGAAGGCAGUAGCUUGGGAAUCGUUGAAGGAAGGCAGUAUGGCACAUUACACGGAGCCAAAAUUGGAUCUGAGAUUGGGUGCUACCAUGGGUUUGCUCUUGCGUGGAAAUGUCUCCUACACAGUGGUGCUGGCGAGAAAGACAGCCGGAAGAUGAAGGUGGUGGAGGCGCUGAUCACACUGCUGCAGCACUUCCCCUAUGAUGACCCCACCUACGAGAAGCUCCAUGAAGACCUGGACAGAAUCAGAGGGAAGUUCAGACAGCUGUGCUCACUGCUAAACGUGCAGCCCGACUUCAAGGUAACCGCACGAGGCUCUGGACUUGCGUUUUGAGGACUCAGAGGAGCAGAUGUCUGCACAUUAGGUGUCAGAGUGAUUAAAAGCCAGCCUGAGUGGCUCUCAUUGUUCUGUGCGAGGACCAGUGUGGCCUCUUCCCUGAGGUUCUUUCUGAGUGGCUGGCAGAGGUCUCACUGCCCUGCCUUCUGCACAGGGGCCACCCUCAAGAGACUGCUUGCUGCUGGCCAGAGUGAGUAGCCUUGUCAUUCCUGUGGUCCUGAGUAGGGUUCCCCUGAGGGUGGGACUCAGGAGAGGCAGGCUGAUGUGAACGUACUUAAUGGCAAACGAGCAGGUUCUUUGCUGUGUGCUGAGACCCUGCUGGCCACGCGGGCUUCCUUUGUUUCUCUCCAUCCCUCUGGCAGCCCAGAGGUGGAUCUCACUCCACUCUAGAGAAGAUGAAUAGACCCACUUACGGCCUGCUACCCCAGAUCCACGUCCCGCAGUGCCACACGGUGCCUCUGCCUUGAGCAUGUGCCGUUAUUGCCUACACCAUUGGGACCCCGUCCUCUGCUGCAGAAGACCCAGGUUCAUGCAGUGUGCACAGGAUUCAGGCUCCAUUGGGCCUGGUUUGCCUCUGGAUGCCCAGCUGAGGAGACAAGGCCAGUCUGGUCCUGAGGAAGCUGAGGCAUGGCCUUCAUGCUGCCCCCAAACAGGUGUGGGGUGAGCUCUCCACAUUAAGAAGUGGCAGUGGGGGAACUACCUGGGAACCAAAGCAGGACUAGAUGGUGGUUGCUGCUGUGAACGUGCAGGGCUUGCCUGUGUGGCACUAACGCUACUUUAACAGCAGCUUGCGUGUCUCGCAUGGUACUCACAGGCAGGUCUAAGGUGAGCUGUCAGGAGUAGGCUCAGUGUGCCCAUGCAUUUCACAGGUGUGGACACACAUGACAGCAUGUGUUGAUAGGCCUCCUCUGGGUGGCCCCACUGUAUCUGACUGUCCCUAUUUCAGUUCCAGGGCAGGAUGUGCAGGGGUCACUGUGGAUGCAUGACACUUGGAGGUUUGUUUUUUUUUUUGUUUUUUUUUUUUUUUAAUUUUCCUUUAGAGACAGUCUCACUGUAUAGCCCAAGUUGGCCUUAAAGGGUGAUUCUCCUGCCUCAGCUUUCUGAGUGCUGGGAUCUCAGGCCUCUGAACCUAGGACACUGGUUUUACUAUCAUGUCAUAGCAUCUUGAUAGAGUAGGGACCUCUGUACAAGCUGGAGCUCCUCCCUCAUUCCAUCAGCCCAGGCCAGCCGGAGGGAGGGAUGAUGCUGGUGCCUGAGGCUUGGGGUGCCGUGCAUCUGCUCCCCGAGUCUGGCAGCAGCCUCUCAGGAGGCUGCACCAUCCUCCCAGCUGCUCCCAGGACCAGGUGCUCUUCAGUGUGCUUCUCUGGGUGCUGAGCUCAGAGAGCUGUCUGUGGCUGCUGUUUUGACCAUUUUACUUUUCUGUUUGGAGAAAAGAAUAAACUGUAUUUUAAAGAGA
Peromyscus maniculatus bairdii (prairie deer mouse) is the source of this 2009-nucleotide messenger RNA. RefSeq names its product LTO1 maturation factor of ABCE1 (gene Lto1). The record is from RefSeq and is a predicted model, not a curated record. Lineage: Eukaryota; Metazoa; Chordata; Mammalia; Rodentia; Cricetidae.